AUGGUUGGGGUUUUGAGGCAAAAUUUCCAAUACCAAUGCCGGUUCUCGUUCACCCAUGAUCUCAAGCCAAUGCCGGGACAAUUUCUUGCUGUUCACCACCAUUUUUGCUCCCAUUUCCUUAUCAUUCUUUCUCUUUUGUUAUCUGCUGUUUUUGUUAGUGCAAACAAUGAGGUUUCCGCGCUAUAUUCAUGGCUUCACGCCUCCCCUUCAUUCUCUUCGUCAUUCUCCAACUGGAACCCUUCAGACCCCAAUCCUUGUAACUGGUCUUACAUCAAUUGUUCGUCUGAAAACUUUGUCACUGAGAUUAAUAUACAGUCUGUUGAGCUGGCUAUUCCUUUUCCUUCCAAUCUUUCUUCAUUUCCUUAUCUCGAAAAGCUCGUCAUUUCUGAUGCAAACCUCACUGGGAGUAUCUCAUCUGAUAUCCAGUACUGCACUGAACUAACUGUUAUUGAUGUUAGUUCAAACAGUCUUGUGGGAAAUAUUCCUUCUAGUAUUGGUAAGCUCAGAAAUCUUCAGGACUUGAUUCUGAACUCUAACCAGCUUACCGGGCAGAUUCCGAGGGAGCUAGGCGAAUGCACCAACUUGAAGAAUCUUCUCGUUUUCGACAACUAUUUAAGUGGAAAUCUCCCUGCUGAGAUAGGGAAACUGUUGAAGUUGGAAGUUAUUCGCGCAGGCGGAAACAAGGAUAUUGAAGGGAAAAUACCAGAUAAGAUUGGAGAUUGCCGGAAUUUGAAGGUGUUGGGGCUUGCUGAUACUAAAAUUGCAGGCUCCUUGCCUGCUUCAUUGGGUAAACUAAGCAUGCUUCAGACACUCUCAGUGUACACAACUAUGCUUUCUGGUGAGAUUCCGCCGGAGAUUGGCAACUGCUCGGAGCUUGUCGACUUGUUUCUUUACGAAAAUGAUCUUUUCGGCUCUCUACCACCAGAGUUAGGCAAGCUUCAGAAGCUGGAGAAGAUGCUAUUGUGGCAGAACAACUUUGAUGGAACUAUUCCUGAGGAAAUUGGUAACUGCAGAAACUUGAAGAUUCUAGACCUUUCAUUGAAUUCGUUCUCGGGAAGCAUACCGCGGUCUUUCGGGAACCUCUCUUAUCUCGAAGAGCUUAUGCUAAGUAACAACAACAUCUCUGGUUCAAUCCCUUCUCUUCUGUCCAAUGCCAGCAGCCUUUUACAGCUGCAGCUUGAUGCUAAUCCUGCUGAGCUUGGACUUUUGACACAGCUUAAUGUGUUUUUCGCCUGGCAGAACAAGCUCGAAGGAAGCAUUCCGUCAACAUUGGCAGGCUGCAAGAGACUCCAAGCGCUUGACUUGUCCCACAAUGAGCUUACUAGUAGCUUACCACCUGGCCUUUUUGAGCUUCAGAAUUUAACAAAGCUUCUCCUGAUUUCGAAUCACAUUUCAGGUUCCAUCCCUCCUGAGAUUGGUAAGUGCAAGUCUCUAAUUAGACUCCGGCUUUUAGACAACAGAAUCAGCGGAGAAAUCCCAAGAGAAAUCGGGUCCCUGAACAGCCUUAGCUUUCUUGACCUGUCUCAAAACCGUCUUUCCGGAUCAGUCCCUGCAGAGAUCGGCAACUGCGCUGAACUUCAGCUUCUUAACCUGAGCAACAACACCCUUGGAGGUAAUUUACCAAGCUCUUUAUCUUUUCUCACUAGGCUCCAAGUCUUGGAUAUCUCUGCCAAUCAGUUUAUAGGAAAGAUUCCCGAGAAUUUCGGCCGACUUUCCUCACUCAACAGGCUUGUUCUGAGCAUAAACUCCUUUUCUGGAUCAAUCCCAUCCUCUCUUGGCCAAUGUUCAAGCCUCCAAUUGCUUGAUCUCGGCAGCAACAACCUCACCGGCGCAAUCCCCGUCGAACUUUUCCAACUCGAAGCUCUCGAAAUCGCUCUAAAUUUGAGCUUCAACGGUCUAUCCGGGGUAAUCCCACCGCAAGUUUCAUCUCUCAACAAGCUGUCCGUACUAGACCUUUCACACAACAAACUUGAAGGUGGGUUGUUAGUCCUCUCUAGCCUAGAAAAUCUCGUUUCCUUGAACAUAUCCUACAACAACUUCACCGGAUAUCUCCCGGACAACAAACUUUUCCGACAGUUAUCGACGACGGACCUCGAAGGAAACCAAGGAUUAUGCUCAAAAGGCCAUGACUUAUGUUUCCUCAGCAACGGCACAACAAUAGGCAUUCGAAACAGCAGCAGUUCUAGAAACCAACGCAGGUUUAAACUAGCCAUAUCACUGCUAAUCACGCUGACUGUUGCGCUAGCCAUUUCUGGCGCCUUGGCGGUUUUUCGAGCGCGAAAAAUGAUUCGAACCGACGACAACGACUCGGAGAUGGGUAGCGAGUCCUGGCCUUGGCAGUUCAUCCCAUUCCAGAAGGUGAACUUCACGGUGGAACAAGUCCUCAAGUGCUUAACCGAACCGAACGUGAUCGGGAAGGGAUGUUCGGGGAUAGUUUACAAGGCGGAACUAGACAACGGCGAGGUAAUAGCGGUGAAGAAGCUCUGGCCAACGACAAUAUCUCCGGGAUACCACUGCCGCCACCGCGAUUCGUUCUCGGCGGAGGUGAAGACGCUCGGCUCGAUUCGGCACAAGAACAUCGUGAGGUUCUUGGGGUGUUGUUGGAACAAGAAAACGAGGCUGCUAAUGUAUGAUUACGUGCCGAACGGGAGCUUGGGAAGCCUUUUACAUGAGAGAAGUGGCGGGAAUAGUAUUUGCUUGGAGUGGGAGCUGAGAUAUAGGAUAGUUCUGGGUUCGGCUCAGGGAUUGGCUUAUCUCCACCAUGAUUGUGUUCCUCCGAUUGUUCAUAGGGAUAUCAAGGCCAAUAACAUUCUCAUUGGCCCUGACUUUGAGCCUUAUAUUGCUGACUUUGGGCUCGCCAAGCUUGUUCAUGAUGGUGAUUUCGCAAGGUCUUCCAACAUUGUCGCUGGUUCCUAUGGCUACAUUGCACCAGAAUACGGGUACAUGAUGAAGAUAACAGAGAAGAGCGAUGUCUACAGUUACGGAGUAGUCGUUUUAGAAGUACUAACAGGAAAACAACCGAUCGAUCCGACGAUCCCAGAAGGGCUCCAUAUAGUGGAUUGGGUAAUAAGGCAGAGAAGAUUGGGGACGUUCAACGUCGAAGUCCUCGAUCCAAGCUUACGAGGCCGUCCAGAGUCGGAGAUAGAAGAAAUGAUUCAGACUUUGGGCGUGGCUUUGCUCUGCGUAAACCCUUCUCCGGACGACAGGCCAACCAUGAAAGAUGUCGCCGCAAUGCUCAAGGAGAUAAGGCAGGAUAGAGAAGAUCAGUGCAUGAAAGUUGAUCAUCAGAGGUUUUUGACUAACGGGUGUUCUAAAUCUGAUGAUCAUCGUGAUCAGUGCAAACGAGAGAGUAAAAAUUUUAGUGGCUCUUCAUCGUAUCCGCAAAGUAACAACACUACUAGCUUUUCUGUUUCCUCUAAUUUGUUGUACUCUUCUUCUUCUAGUGCCAAGUGA
Messenger RNA from Morus notabilis, 3453 nucleotides. Its product is annotated as LRR receptor-like serine/threonine-protein kinase RCH1. Gene Ontology annotation, molecular function: protein kinase activity; protein binding; ATP binding. Gene Ontology annotation, cellular component: plasma membrane. Gene Ontology annotation, biological process: protein phosphorylation. The record is from RefSeq and is a predicted model, not a curated record. NCBI's taxonomy places the organism in Eukaryota, Viridiplantae, Streptophyta, Magnoliopsida, Rosales, Moraceae.